Molecule: messenger RNA, 3328 nt
Organism: Tyto alba (common barn owl)
Lineage: Eukaryota; Metazoa; Chordata; Aves; Strigiformes; Tytonidae
Gene: RBM39
Product: RNA binding motif protein 39
Exons: 20
Coding region: 1334-2431 (365 amino acids)
Biological process (GO): mRNA processing
Cellular component (GO): nucleus
Molecular function (GO): RNA binding
Source: RefSeq, a predicted model, not a curated record
GGGCGCUGGGCGCCCCCGUGUCGUGCGCCGAGCUCGCGAGCAGCCCGACGCGGCGGGCGCCAUUUCGGGGAGCAGCCAGCGGCGCCAGCGCCGGGGCGCAGCCCGGGUCCGGGGACCCCUCGCCACGGUCGCGCUGCCCCUCGCCGGCCUGCCGCACCGGGGCUGCCCGAGCGGCCGCCUGCCACCCGAGGUUUAGGCGCCCGAGGAAGGGUUCCUGAGCCCUCGGGCCCAUCCCCCACCGCCAGCGCAGUCCGCGCCGCGGCCGGGAGCCGCCGUCGCCGCCGCGGGGCCGCCGGCGCUCGGAGGAGGACAGACAGCACCCGCCCGUGGCGCAGGUGUCCUGAAAAAUGGCUGAUGAUAUUGAUAUUGAAGCAAUGCUUGAAGCUCCUUACAAGAAGACUUGCCUAACGAUAUCUCACCUCUACUCCCAUGAAUUCACCUUUGAUUCCAGUGUGAACUGUCAAUCAUAAGGGCAGAUGGAAAUCUAUUGCUGAGUGAACGAAUUUAUGGAAAUUCUUGGAUCCCUGAAUAGAAUGUUCUUAGUAUGGAAAUAGGGAAUGUUUAGGCUGGACUGGUGGAUUAUUGAUGACUUUCUUGGGAGUCGACGUUACUAAAGCAGUGUGAAUCCCUGUUUGCUUCAGGGCGAGAUGUGUGACAGAGGUGACAUCAAGCUCUUACAACCCUCCAACGAAAAUGAGUGAAGAUCUCGGGAAUGGCAUCGGUCACAGGAAAUCCAUAGUGGCUGGCUGCUAGCAUAGCCACUGGGGCUUAGGCAGAGAUAUAGCCUUGGUACUGAUCAGAGGGGCACACAAACACAAACAUGAAACUUCCUCUUACAUUUUAUAGAAAUAACAUUUAACCACUUGAGUGCUGAAUUCUACAGGAUAACUUGCUCUCUAAACCAUGUAAGGAGGAUGAGAACAAAUUGAGCAGUGCCAAUGGCCAUGAAGAACGCAGCAAGAAGAGAAAAAAGAGCAAGAGCCGAAGUCGAAGCCAUGACAGGAAGAGGAGCAGAAGUAAGGAACGCAAACGGAGCCGAGAUCGGGAAAGGAAAAAGAGCAGAAGCCGGGAAAGGAAAAGGAGCAGAAGCAAAGAACGCAGACGCAGCCGUUCGAGAAGUAGAGAUCGCAGAUUCAGAGGCCGCUAUAGAAGUCCCUAUUCUGGACCAAAAUUCAACAGUGCCAUCAGAGGGAAGAUUGGUCUGCCUCACAGCAUCAAAUUAAGCAGACGACGUUCCAGAAGCAAAAGUCCCUUCAGAAAAGACAAGAGCCCUGUUAGAGAACCUAUUGAUAAUCUUACCCCUGAAGAGAGGGAUGCUAGAACAGUAUUCUGCAUGCAGCUGGCUGCCAGAAUUCGACCAAGAGACCUGGAAGAAUUUUUCUCCACAGUAGGGAAGGUUCGUGAUGUGCGAAUGAUUUCAGAUAGAAAUUCUAGGCGCUCAAAGGGAAUUGCUUAUGUAGAAUUUGUUGAUGUUAGUUCGGUGCCUCUGGCAAUAGGACUAACUGGGCAGAGAGUCUUGGGUGUACCAAUCAUAGUACAAGCAUCACAGGCAGAGAAAAACAGAGCAGCAGCAAUGGCAAACAAUUUGCAGAAGGGCAGUGCUGGUCCUAUGAGGCUCUAUGUGGGAUCAUUACACUUCAAUAUAACUGAAGAUAUGCUUCGAGGAAUUUUUGAGCCAUUUGGCAGGAUUGAAAGCAUUCAGCUGAUGAUGGAUAGUGAAACUGGACGCUCAAAAGGAUAUGGAUUUAUUACGUUCUCAGACUCUGAGUGUGCCAAAAAGGCCUUGGAACAACUCAAUGGAUUUGAGCUGGCUGGUAGGCCAAUGAAGGUUGGACAUGUAACUGAGCGCACUGAUGCCUCCAGUGCUAGUUCGUUUUUGGACAGCGAUGAGUUGGAACGGACUGGAAUUGACUUGGGAACAACUGGUCGCCUUCAGUUGAUGGCAAGACUUGCAGAAGGUACUGGUUUGCAGAUUCCCCCAGCUGCACAGCAGGCUCUGCAGAUGAGUGGAUCUUUGGCAUUUGGAGCUGUGGCAGAUUUGCAAACGAGACUAUCUCAGCAGAAUGAAGUUCUGGCUGCAGCUGCUUCUGUACAACCACUUGCAACACAGUGCUUCCAGCUUUCCAACAUGUUUAAUCCUCAGACUGAAGAAGAAGCUGGCUGGGAUACAGAAAUUAAGGAUGAUGUGAUUGAGGAAUGUAACAAACAUGGAGGAGUUAUCCACAUCUAUGUAGACAAAAACUCAGCUCAGGGCAAUGUGUAUGUCAAAUGUCCUUCCAUUGCUGCUGCCAUUGCAGCUGUAAAUGCAUUGCAUGGGAGGUGGUUUGCAGGUAAAAUGAUUACAGCAGCAUAUGUACCUCUUCCAACAUAUCAUAGCCUUUUUCCAGAUUCUAUGACUGCAACCCAACUACUGGUUCCUGUUCGACGAUGAAGAUGGAUUUAGUCAGUUUUGUACAUAGUUAUUUUUUGGAGGAAGAUUGAGUUAUCUUUUAUUUAGAUAAAACUAAAGGAAAGGAUUUAAUGUCACUUUGUGUACACUUCCUGCUACCUUUAAAAAUAAAAUGAAGUAAGCAGAAAUGCAGUGUGUUCAUUCUCCCUAACUAGCAUUUCCACUGUAUACAAAGCUGUUGACUUCUUGUUCUGCCUUGUAAUUCUUGUACAUUUACUAAGGUGAUCUGUAGGAACUGAGAAGUAGCUCAUAGAAAACAAGUUCUCUGUAAAAGGCAGAUGAAACAUGAUGACAUUUUUAAUGUUUCACAAGCCUUUCUUUUAACGCAGCAAUUACAUUUUACAUUUCACUAAAUGUAGGUGAUCUGCUAAAGGUUAAUACCGGAGAUAGACUUUAUGAAGGGGCAUAUUUAGUGUUUUGUAUAAAUGGAAAAUUCAAAAGGCUACUGAAAGCUGACUCUAGACAGCCACUCAGCUUGCUUUGUGCUGAAUAGCUGGUAAGAAUAGAAGGAUUGAAGGGUUUUAUUUCUUGAUGGUAACUUUUGAGUAAUGUAUCUGUAAAAGUUUCUUUGUAAAUACUGUGUGAGGUGUGUGUAAGUUUCCAAACAAAACCAUCUCUGCAUUUCCACGUAAGUUUCUAUGUAUGCAGUGUGGCACAGUUGAAGGAUCUCAGCCAAGUCUGAAAAUUGGUAGGAAAUACAGAAACAUGUUUUGUUCUGGUUGCGUAUAAUCUUUGCUCUUUUUAAGCUCUGUGAGCUCUGAAAUAUAUUUUUGGGUUACUUCAGUGUGUUUGACAAGACAGCUUGAUAUUUCUAUCAAAGACUUUCAUAUUGCAACAAUCUUUGUAAGAACCACUCAAAUAAAAUUCUCUUAAAAAGGC